Messenger RNA from Pseudo-nitzschia multistriata, 3041 nucleotides. Lineage: Eukaryota; Bacillariophyta; Bacillariophyceae; Bacillariales; Bacillariaceae. The record is from the annotation of a GenBank genome assembly.
GUAAAAAGUAAUGCUACGAUUUUCGAUUUUUGAAUUUGGCAACUUUUUCAAACUCAAAGUCAUCGUUCAAUCAUCCUCGUUCCUGUUCCUGCUUUUCAUCGAACUCGACAGACUAUUAAUUGCAUCGAACUGCUACUCGCACCUUAGCUAUUUUUAGCGAAGCACGACAGGUUCAAUACUCUAUUAACCAACCAAUUAAGAUGAUAAGCGACAACGCAAAAAUAGGAACUGGGCUGUUGGCGGGGGUGAGUAUGUUUUAUAUCUAUUUUUAUCUGAUUGCUGUUCUGUUCUACCAGCAGCCGAGAAAUGAUGGACGGCCCAGUCCUUUGUGAAUCGGUUGUGUCAAAGAAUGGUCGAUGAUUAUUGUAUUGUUUGUUGACAACCAACAUCCAAUACCCAACUCUAACGGAUAUCGUGUUUUACAGGGAGUAGCAUGCCUCUUUUUGGGUAUUAUGUUCUUCUUCGAUCCUGCCCUGUUGGCAAUCGGGGAUGUUUUAUUUCUGAUUGGACUCACGCUGACGAUUGGUAAGUCUUGUUUGGUAUUGUAUACAGAACGAGGAACACAAAACUCCGUCGGCUAUUUCGAUAAGAAAAUAAGACCGUAGAGUAUUCGUCACUAAUUCGAACGAUUUUUUCCCUGCCUGUCUUUCUUUUUAUACCCUACGGUACCAUUUUCUCGCUUGACGCCACAGGCCCUUGGAGGACCCUCCGAUUCUUCUCUCGAUCGGAUCGCAUUCGAGGUGAGUUUCGCUACUUAUCCAUCGUUUCUUUGUUUUGUAGGACGGUCAAAGAAGUCGGACCUCGUCAACUUUCUGAUCGUGGUCGUCCCCGUUUGAUUUUCGUUCUGUCAGGUAUCAUUAGUUUCUUUGGUGGAGUCAUUCUGGUGAUGAUGAGAUGGGGAAUGAUAGGGAUGAUUUGCCAGCUAUAUGGACUGGUGUAUCUUUUUGGUCAGUUUUUUCCGAUUAUCUCGCAAUCCAUGCAGAAUACACCAAUCAUCGGAGACAUUUUGAAAAUCCAAGCGGUGGAAGACUUCUUUUCGAACUUUGGAGGAGGAAGUUCUCGACGAGCUCCAGUUUGAGCAAUGCGGGUGCCGUAUUAAAAUUGUUGUCUUCGCAAGAAGAGGAAGGAAGAUCGUACCAUUAUCAGAAAAGAGCUGCCGCGGAUAAUUAUUUAAAAUCAUUAUUAGAGCUAGCGGUGUAUAGAAAUUAAGAAUCUUGUUCUAUCGGAAAUCCAUGAAGCAACAUUGCAGGAAAAACUCUGGAACUCAAAUCAUCAGGGCUGUCGGGUCUGCUCUGACAAUUUCAAAAAUGUCAUUUAGUUCCUUCGCUUCCUUCGUUUCUGCUGCGUGAAUAAUUGCCAGUCGUUCUUUUUCCAAAGCCUCGGACGUCAUGCUCAAAUUACGACUUCGAAUAUUCGCGGGUUCGGGGCUAGUAUCAUCCACAGAACAUGGUUUCAAGCAACAUCGAAAAGCCACAAUGUGUAAUGGCAACAUCCCAUCUUUGUCUGGGCACUUGAUCGAGUUUGGAUUCGCAUCGAAAAGACAGGACAGACCAUUCUCCCAAUCCUUAUUCGCCAUGCAAGCUAGAUGCAAAGGUAACCGUCCAUCGUUAUCGGCUACUAAGGCGGCCUGUGGGUGAAGUUCUGCGAGUUUUGAAAUCAAUUCUUCGUCCGAGCUCUCAGAAGAUGCAGCCAUGUGAAGCGCGUACCAGCCUCUCCUAUUCCGCUCGGUUUGUUUGACAGCGACCCGGAAUGCAUCGUGAAUCAGCUCGACACUCUUCCAAGAAUGCCCAGACUCGCAUGCUAGAUGCAAUGGAUAAAAUCCUUUCCGAUCAGCCUGGCGAGCUGCCUCGGGGUAAGCCUCCGCAAGUUUGCCAAUCAUGGUGAAAUCUGAAUCGACAUUCUGCGCAGCAAAGUGAAGGGGGAAUCGUUCGUAGCAUUUUACCCCCGCACGAUGUUCAGCGGCAUCGGGGUUCGCAUCGAACAGUGUUUGGGCCUGCACAUCCCAGCCACCACCAUUUUGGGCCAAUAGAUGUAGUGGUAGGCAGCCAAAGUGAUCGGGUAUUCGGGCAGCAUCUGGAUAUUCCCGUAGCAGAUUACAUAUUACGGACCUCGAGACGACAGAAUCGUUCCCAAUGUUUUUGUUGAAGUAUGCAAUAGCUUUCGACGCCCUAUGAAGGGGAAGUCUUCCAUUCGUGUCAAUCGCCAUUAUCGCAUCUUUGUUGGAACCGUAGACUUCAUCUACAAAAAUCCAUUCAGAUUUGAACUUGUUUUCGGAAAUCAUAUGAAGCGGUGUGCUGCCUUCAGAAUCGACCCUCUUUACGGCACUAGAAUUGAGCGAAAGCAACUGCGUUAUGACCUUUCUCCCCGGUUCGCCACCGCAAUUAGAUGAAGCCGCAAGGUGCAAAGCAGUUAGAUUCGAAGGAUUACACUCACUGCUACCUUUUGAUUUGUUGUACACACGAUCUGUACGCCUCAGAUCAUUGCUGUCCAGUUCGAAAGCCUGUUCUGGAUGAAGACUGAAUGCCAAAAGAAAGAGAGUGUAGUGGCAUUUUAUGGCCGAUACAGCAUGCAGCACCCUCCAUUUUCGUUCGUGUCGUGUAUCUUUUUUCUCUUCUUCAUCUAUGCGGAGUCGCUCUACCAAUUCCCAGUCUUCUUCUAGUCGAAACCCGAAGGCAGCCUUUAAAAAUCUAUUGACUCUGUUCCAUCGUUCUAAAACUUUCGGCUGUCGUUCCAGCCGCUGUCUCACCAAUUUCGAGUUUUUGAUGCGAUCUUCUAGAUUGAGUUGGGCAUUCAUGCCAAACGACCAAUUCCUAAAGCUGGCGUUGAAAUCUAUGUUCUGAUUUUCUUCGGUCCCCACCAAAAUUUGUUGCAAGGUCUUCUUUCCUACGGAUUUCUCAGCCCAGUCGUUCCACACCAAUGCCAGCGGCGAAUCCGCAUUCCGAUCUUCCUCCAAGACCGCCGACGGGUCCUUUUCGAUCAAAAGACUCGCCACGCCGGUAGGUGCAUCGUAUCGCACGGCGUAAUAUAAUGGCGAUCGACCC